CACGUGGCGUCGGUUCAGUUCCCAUCGGUGCUACUCCCCAGCUCUGUGAGGUUAAGGCAAAUUGUACAGCCUCUCUGUGCCCCAGUUUACUCCUCUGCAAAUCAGAGCUGACCUUUUGCCAUGGACUUUUUGUGAGGCUUGAAUGAAUCUAAUCCAUCUAAUGAGCUUACUUAGAAGAGAUACAGUAUCCUUAUCCGUAGUUUCACUUGCUGAGGUUUCAGUUACCCCCUCCCCGGAAGCAGAAGAUUCUUCCUCCUGACGAAUCUGCAAAAGGUCAAUAGUAGCCUAUCGCGACUUCAGGGUGCCUGUGCCAGUCUCCUCGCGCCAGGUCUCACGUAGGCUUUUUAUCAUCUCACAUCAUGACGAAAGGCCUUUAAAAGCGGAACCAAGAGGAAGCACUGAGAUUGGCACCUGGGUCUUUGAGAUGCCAAAGACUGCGACCCUUCCAUGAGCCUACUCCUUGACAUUCAACAUUCACCCACACUGAACCAGAAGCUAUCACCAUGACAAGGGACCAGAAUGGAACCUGGGAGAUGGAGAGUAAUGACAACUUUGAAGGCUACAUGAAAGCCCUAGAUAUUGAUUUUGCCACCCGCAAGAUCGCAGUACGUCUGACUCAGACAAAGAUCAUUGAUCAAAACGGCGAUAACUUCAAGACAAAAACCAACAGCACGUUCCGCAACUAUGACCUGGAUUUCACGGUUGGAGUGGAGUUUGAGGAACACACAAAGGGCCUGGACAAUCGGACUGUUAAGACGCUGAUCACCUGGGAAGGCGAUGUCCUGGUAUGCGUGCAGAAGGGGGAGAAGGAGAACCGCGGCUGGAGGCAGUGGGUUGAGGGGGACAAGCUGCACCUGGAGCUGACCUGCGGUGACCAGGUGUGCCAUCAAGUGUUCAAGAAGAAGUAGUGGCCCACGAGGGGGCCUGCUGAGCACGUGCUCCACACUUCCCACAUGGGUUCUCUGUGGGCUUAGGGAAGCAGCCAUGGGGACCCUCCCCUCCUAACAGAGCCCAGUAAGGCAUCUGGAUGGGUUUUAAAACAGAAUGAGUAUGUUAACAGGUGACAAAUACAUACUUCCUUCAUUGAAACCUGGCAUUAAAUGAAAAAACAAAAAUCA
Molecule: messenger RNA, 1118 nt
Organism: Felis catus (domestic cat)
Lineage: Eukaryota; Metazoa; Chordata; Mammalia; Carnivora; Felidae
Gene: RBP2
Product: retinol binding protein 2
Exons: 6
Coding region: 504-908 (134 amino acids)
Biological process (GO): fatty acid transport
Cellular component (GO): nucleus; cytosol
Molecular function (GO): fatty acid binding
Source: RefSeq, a predicted model, not a curated record